Camelus dromedarius (Arabian camel) is the source of this 1880-nucleotide messenger RNA. RefSeq names its product neurensin 2 (gene NRSN2). The coding region runs from base 58 to 642 and encodes 194 amino acids. The transcript has 3 exons. Gene Ontology annotation, cellular component: transport vesicle; neuronal cell body; neuron projection. Gene Ontology annotation, biological process: nervous system development. Lineage: Eukaryota; Metazoa; Chordata; Mammalia; Artiodactyla; Camelidae. The record is from RefSeq and is a predicted model, not a curated record.
UUGGCUCUGCUAGCGUUCCGGCUCCCAUCAGCGGAGACGGCAGACGGAGAGAGACCCAUGAUGCCUAGCUGCGACCAUCCCUGCGGCUGUAGCCGAGGCCCCAGUGUGGAAGACGGCAAGUGGUAUGGGGUCCGCUCCUAUCUGCACCUCUUCUAUGAGGACUGUGCAGGGACCGCCCUCAGUGAUGACCCUGAGGGGCGUCCCGUCCUAUGCCCUCGCCGACACUGGCCCUCACUGUGCUGGAAGAUCAGCUUGUCCUUAGGGACCCUGCUUCUGCUGCUGGGUGUGGCAGCCCUGACCACUGGCUAUGCAGUGCCCCCCAAGCUGGAGGGCAUUGGAGGGGGUGAGUUCCUCGUGUUGGAUCAGCGGGCAGCCGAUUACAACCAGGCCUUGAGCACCUGCCGCCUGGCAGGCACAGCGCUCUGCAUGGCGGCUGGGAUCCUGCUGGCCAUCUGCCUGUUCUGGGCCAUGACCGGCUGGCUGAGCCCGGACACCAAGGCAGAACCCUUGGACACUGAUGCCGAUGGCCACGUGGAAGUCUUCGGGGAUGAACAAGAGCAGCAUUUGUCCCCCAUCUUCUGUGAUGCCAGCCACUUUGGGCAAUCCUCUGCGCAGACCAUCCAGCCCAAGCGGGACUUCUGAGCUGCCCACACAGCCAGAGGAAGAGCCAGAUCUGGGAUCUGGACUCUUCCUUCUCCCACCACACCCCACCCUCCCACUGUCUCCCUAACUUCUCCCUUUUAGUGGACCCUUUCCAUCUAAGUCCCCAGAAGGCCCCAUUCCAGGUAAGAAAGUCUGGAGCUCACAUCCCUGUGUCCCUUCCCAGGGGCGGGGCACUAACUCAUCUAAGAUGCCAACCUUACCAGAGUCCUCCCAAAACCUCCUACCCCCACCUCCCUCCCAAGGCCAUUCAGAGGCAGAAAACAUCUCUCUCAACCUAUCCCCACUCUUUCCUCUGUGUGACCUUGGGCAAGCUCCUUACCCUCUCAGACCACUGGUUCCUGCCUCUGUACUCUGAAGGGUUUGGACUAGAUUCUAGAGUUCCAGGGCUUUCUUUUUCUCCCCAGAAUAUAAGUAUUACCCUCCACAGGCAAAGAGGGGGAGGGGGAGAAGGGUCAUUCUCUGCCCCCUCCCUCUGUCAGCUGUGUCAGGAUGCCUUAGGAUGCAUCAUUGAUACUCUCUUGGACCAGGAUGAUGUGAACACAUUUACCCUCUCCAGCAUGUUUUCUACAUGCAUUUGGGUGUCAGUCCACCCCAUCAUGAGCUAUUACAGGCCCCAGGUUACAGAUGAGUGGAGGAGGGAGGCGGUCAGCCUGCAGGAACUUCGACCCACAUCUUCAGAUUCCUCCUGAGCCAGCUCUUCAGCUGGAGCAGAACCCCACACCUUCCUGGCUUCCAGAGGACCCCCAGGGAUGGGACAUGUUUGGCACAGAGAGACUAACUGAUGUCUAAUGGUCCCAGGUGACUCAGAAGAUACUUUGGACAUGUACGUAAAUGGUCUCUAAGAACCAAGGGGCAGGAGAAGUGGGAUGCCUUUGUCCCUCAAAGUCCACCCACCUAGAAACCAUCAUCCACAGAUCCUGACCUCACCUGGUAACAAAUGUGCUCUCCUGGAAGCACGGGUCCUUCCAUCCUGCAGUCUUCCCGGCCAGAUGCAGCAUCUCUAUUCUACCACUAGGGGGAGCGCCAAGACAGCUGGAAAGAGGCGCCCGGGACACAGCUUCUACCCUCCCGCCUCAAUCUCACCACCAGCGUAGAGGGGCCUCCUGGGAGGGUCCUCAGUCCUCCCCUACUAGACAGGCCCUACUGCCUUUGUGCCCCCACGACCCCUCCCCAACCUGCACCUUUCCAUCCCACCUUCCCCUUCAAUAAACAGCUAG